GUCAGCCCCUUUGACUUGAGCAAAGCAGUUAUUUUUACAUUCUUUCUGAGAUCUUUAUAAAUUUCGAAAAUUUCUUUGUACAAGCUUUAAGCUUACCUAAUUUCGCCAUGAAAAUCUUCGAAGGGAUCGGUAAUCAGUUUUGCCGCGUUGUGCGCAACAACCUAAAUAUACCCCUAUCAUUUUGCGAAACACGCUCCGUUUGGAAAUUCUCGAGCAGUCGCGAGGCAAUGGUAUUCUUCUGUGCCCUCGGCUUCGGUAUCCUUGGCGUGAUAUUACAUUUUAUAGGUUUCAUGAACCUUUUCUUCGGAGCGAUGCGUUUGGGGCCAAUCAGAAUCUUGACAAACAAAAACUUUUUAAUGCUGACAGCGUCGUUAUUAGUGAUAUACGCCAUGGUGUUUAUCAAGCCGUGUUUCAUAUAUCCCUUUCUUGUGCUUUCUGGCAUCAUCUUGACCAUCGAUUUGUUCGUCCUGGUAUUAGAUAUCGUGCGACGUGUCAGGAUACCACUGGACCGCAAGGUGACCAUUUGGAAUAUGAUGCUCAACUUGUGCUUUGUUGUUUACGUACAGGCGAUCCUCAACAAACAGGACUAAUUUUAGCUUACGAUGCGUUCUAUGAUGAUAGGCCAAGUUAUUAGACACAUUCGUUUUUGUUUUUUGUUGUUAAAAACAUAUAAAUACUUACACAUUUCUGAAAAAUAAAAUCACUAACAUCGCA
Drosophila mauritiana is the source of this 714-nucleotide messenger RNA. RefSeq lists its product as uncharacterized. The coding region runs from base 108 to 590 and encodes 160 amino acids. Lineage: Eukaryota; Metazoa; Arthropoda; Insecta; Diptera; Drosophilidae. The record is from RefSeq and is a predicted model, not a curated record. The transcript has 3 exons.